This is a messenger RNA of Lacerta agilis (Sand lizard), 477 nucleotides long. RefSeq names its product C-type lectin domain family 2 member E-like. The transcript has 4 exons. NCBI's taxonomy places the organism in Eukaryota, Metazoa, Chordata, Lepidosauria, Squamata, Lacertidae. The record is from RefSeq and is a predicted model, not a curated record. The coding region runs from base 1 to 477 and encodes 158 amino acids.
AUGGGGGCCCACAUUCAGUCAAGGUACCCUUCGUGGAGAAGCUGUGAGGUAUUGCCAACAGCGCAACCUUCUCCUUCCACUCCUUCCACUGAGUGCUGUCCAGACGGCUGGAUUGGCUACCAAAGGAAAUGCUACUAUUUUUCAGAGAGUGAAGCAAACUGGACUAAUAGCCAGAAUAACUGUGCCUCUUUCAAUGCCUCUUUGGUCGUGAUUGACUCUCAAGAAGAGAUGAGUUUCUUGAGACGAUACAAAGGUCCUGCUGACCACUGGAUUGGUCUCCAAAGGAUGGAUGACCAGGAGCCUUGGAGAUGGAUUGAUGGCACCAUUUUCAAUAACUGGUUUGAAAUUCGGGGAGGAGGAAAAUCUGCUUACAUAAACCAUCAAGGUGUUGCCAGCUCUAGCGGCCGACAUGUAGAACCCUGGAUCUGCAGCAAACAAGUUCACAAAUCAGAAAGGACAGUGAAUGCAAGGCUGUAG